AUGCUCGAACGUGCAACAGGGUGCCUCGAGAACGCGGGACGGCGUUUUCUUCAAGAUUCCAAUGGUGUUAUCCGAAAAAGAAACUGCCUGCCUGGUCAUUUCUGGAAGCAAAAUGGCGCUGGAGCGGAUGCUCCUCAGUGGUUUAUCGCGCUUUUGCAGGCGUCAGGCCAACGACCGUCCCCCGUUCUUGACAGUCAACACGAAACCAGAGAGUCAAGUGAUUGGAUAGGGCCAUCGCUCGAAUUCUUAUAUCCUGGGCAUGCUCAAACUUUGGUAGCUUCGCGUCUGCCUCGCUCCCAGAAUAGGACUGGAUUUCGGAGGAGACCAAACCUGGGCUUUUCAAGAUCUUAUGCUUCUAUUUCAAGUCCUCAAAAAGCUACCGCAAAGACUUCAUUCGCCCACAAAGAUGCAUCCAUGCGGGCACAAGGGCCUCAGCAUCCAGAAUCUCUCGAUAAGGACGGGUCAGCGAGCGCAGCCCUCCAGGCUUUCCUUCGGAAAAACGGCAGCGAUUUUGAUAAAGCUUGGGUGAUGUUCGUCGCAGCCGGACGGCCGUCAGAACUCAGGUCUGCACUCUGUGCUUAUAUGAGUAGAUCAUCCGGAGAGUGGCAGCGAGCACUAGUAUGGUUAAUGUUCAUAAAAAUCCCACCCAAAGAUCUCACCGAGUCAGACUUCAAGAACAUUAUAAGAUCACGGGUUCUUUCGUUGCCGGAUCGAAAACCGACCUAUUUGAGCAGUAUCUGCCGGCGAGCCAUUUCCACGCCAUUUGCCCAAGAGAUCGUCUCGCUGUGUCUGAUGCACAUGGUGAAAAACAGACAGUGGAACGCACUUGCCGCAUUCUGGGGAACCCUAUUGAGUAUUCCUGAAAACAAGCGACCGCCAUUGGAAUCUUUGCUAUGUCGGAUUGAUCGCUUUCACUUUCCUAGCUAUUCCCUUGCCAGGCAUCUCCUUGAUUUAAAAACGCACAUGUCAAGCGCUCACCAGUAUCUUACUGAUGGGGGCAAAGACUUUGCUUGCCGUAUAUUUCAACAAUUUUUCAAGUCUGAUGACAUGGUCAAGCUCACACCGAUACCAACCGUGCUUUCACUGUUGCGCAAUUGCCGUCCUUUUGGUUUUGUAGCCAAGGGGCACUAUUUGCGUGCGAUAAAGUUCUACCUCAAAUCAGAGGAGAGGUCGGAAUUUGUCAAGUGCAUCCUUUUUUACCGCCAAUUGCGCGAAGAAUUUCCGGAAACAAGGCCAUACUUGCAGCUGCGUCGUUCCAUCAUUGAACGCUUGUUGGAAUUCAAGAUGACCGACAGCUUGCCAUACUUCUUGGAGGAAGAGGCGCACUUUAAUCAGCAUAAGCAAAUAAGCAUGCGCUCAUACAGUGACGCAAUGGUUGCUUUUUCCCAAAUGGGGGAUGUACGAAAUGUCCAAUACUUUUUCGACAGGUACCUUGCAGAUCACGGCAACCCGAGGUCCCAAAGGUUGGUGACUCCCCUUCUUGUCGUCCAUGCGCGGCUAGGUGAUGUGCGCGAGACACGGCGACAAUUCGAUCGAAUUCCUACAGAAUUUGGUCUUCCGCUGAACACAGUUUGCUGGAAUAUACUGCUUCUGGCGCACACUACUGCCAGGGAUCUACCAGGUGCUAUUUCUGCCUUCUCGGAAAUGCGAGGAAAUCAUGUGCCUCCCGACUCGUUCACAUUUGGCACACUGAUGGGGAUUUUCGCCCAACGAGGGGACAUCGAAGCCAUCCGUCAAUUACUCAAAGAGGCGCAGAAGAGUCGCGUACGAAUCACGAGGCCAAUGCUUGAUACGGCUGUUCAGGCGUACUGCAAGAAUGGGCAAUUGGGUCAUGCAGAAGAGCUUGUCGCAAGCAGCUGGAAUUUAGCGUUUUCCUUCCGGCGUGUCCUUGACCGCAUGGAUCGGCUAGGCUUGAAACCGGAUGCCAUGACUUACGCGGCUAUUAUGCUUGCUUAUGUCUACGCUAAUCAAGUGGAUCGUGCGCAAAAAACUCUCAAGGAGAUGCAUGAACGUGACUUGGAAGCCACCGAGCACCAUUUUUCCAUUCUCUUGCUUGGAUAUGUGAAGCAACGGAACCGCGAUAUGGUACAUGUUGUCUCCCGCGAAAUGCAAACUCGCUUCGGUCGAGUUGGGAUGGAGCCGAGCCUGUUGAACCUGCGAAUGCAGAUUGAGAGAGACGUGGAAAACGCAAAAGAUCUUCAGACUCCUGUUGAAGAUAUUGUCCUCGAGAACGCAGAAAGGACACUUGUUAAAUCAAUCGCACAAUUCGAUGGAAAUCCCUCGCCAGUCAACAGUCCAUUAUCUACACCGCUAGAGGGCUUUGCUGUUCAGUCUUUCAAUGACACGCACUAUCAACGGCUGAUCGAAGCAUACGGACUCCAAGGUGGCGCUGAAAAGGCACUCGAAACCUUCAACCAUUACAUGCAAUCCAGACGAACUACGGGAUCAUUGGACGGCGAUGGAUUGGACUCCUUGCCGAUUGGUUUCAUAAAAGCCGUUAUGAAUGCCUAUCUAGGAACCCAGAACUACGAGAAAGUGGAAGAGUGCUGGAACAGUAUUAUGGCAAGUGUAAACAAGACAGCGGGUACCUUUGACCUUGACAAAAUCUUGUCUUCACAGUCGCCGAUAUCAACCCUGCCAGCACCAGCCGAGUCCCCUCUCCCGUCGAUGCUUUCAACACCCACCACUCAAGCAGAUAAGCCCAAAAUCCUUCCUGCCCAACGCUUCAUCCUGGACUUCCCACUCUCGAUUUAUCUGGAGUCGUUGGCCCGCCGAGGCAUGUUUGAGAGAAUACAUCAAGUUGUGGCCGAAGUUCAGACGGCAGGCUUUGCAUUGACUGGUUUCAACUGGUCAACCUACGUUCGAAUGCUUGCGACAUCUGAUAAUUAUCCCGACAAUGUGGAGGCAUUUCGACUCUUUGAGGAAAAGUUCAUUGCUCGUUUCCCUGGUUGGUCGUGGUUUCUCAAGGGAUAUGGCGUGAGACCACUCAAUGCCCCUGUGACAAUCCUCCAUCUCGAAGGUCGUUCAGGUAUCACCAAAUCUCGGAGAAUGAUGGGAAAGUUGGCCCGAAAACAUUGGCGCAAAAUCGAGCCCGAUUACAUGCACCCCCAUUACCCCACCAUGGUUCAACUCGCCAGCACACUACAACGGCUCCGGCAAACAAGUAUCACGGAGGGGAAUAAGCAUCUGGCGAAUCUCCACAAAAUUGCGCCACGGACUGUCAAUACCCUCGCCGCCAUGCCAUACGUGCCUGAUAAAUAUCAGGAUACAAUCCUUCGCGGCAAGGCAGCAAGGGGCGGGAUGCGCCCACGCCAGGUCCACCUCUUCUCCUCGCGCACUGGUGCUCUUGGCCCUAGUGGCGACAUGCGUGAACGGAGCUUUGAGGCAGCGACUGAGGAGCCUCUCGUAUUGAGCGGAAACCAAUUCCCUGUGCCUUCUGCUGAUGAGUUGAAUUAUACUGUCAUACCCCGCAGUAAAGAAAAUAAAUUCUUGGACUCUUUGGCAAGCAUCCUUCCUCGCGAGGACCGAGUUGACCUACAGACCUCGUUUGAAGAACAAUAUGAUGUGACAACACGUUGGAGGCCCCAGGUCAGCCGUUACAAUGCGGGCAUCCGUGAGGCGCUCCGUUCCAAUGAUAUCCCGCGCGCUGAGACCUACAAGCGACGUUUGAAGAGGUUGCAACAUCCCGACAUCAGGAGGCAGACCCCCGAGCGGCAACUGUUCGAUAAGGAUAAUCGCAAGUGGAAGCUGGAUACUCCAUCCCACCUUAAGUUCAAGGUUGAUUCUGGGCUGCAUGUGAAACCCGGGCGGUCACACGCCCAACGAGACGCCGUGCGACGAAAGUAUAGGGGACCCUGGACGGCACCCAGAGAAGAACCGAGUGGCGACCGUUGA
Molecule: messenger RNA, 3894 nt
Organism: Penicillium crustosum
Lineage: Eukaryota; Fungi; Ascomycota; Eurotiomycetes; Eurotiales; Aspergillaceae
Product: putative translation regulator (Cya5)
Exons: 2
Coding region: 1-3894 (1297 amino acids)
Molecular function (GO): protein binding
Source: RefSeq, a predicted model, not a curated record